Drosophila hydei is the source of this 428-nucleotide messenger RNA. It is a transcript of the gene mRpS21, whose product is annotated as 28S ribosomal protein S21, mitochondrial. Gene Ontology annotation, cellular component: ribosome. Lineage: Eukaryota; Metazoa; Arthropoda; Insecta; Diptera; Drosophilidae. The record is from RefSeq and is a predicted model, not a curated record. Gene Ontology annotation, molecular function: structural constituent of ribosome. The coding region runs from base 150 to 413 and encodes 87 amino acids. The transcript is spliced from 2 exons. Gene Ontology annotation, biological process: translation.
UGUUAUAAAUGCGCAGUCUGGCAAGCCCAGCUCGGCUAUAAGAAAUACGGUCACACUUCUCCGAACAGCUGUCUUCUGCGACCUGAUUAUUUAACUCGGCUGGAAUAACAGAAAUAUUUAAUGAAAUAAAUUCUGAAUUAGAAUUAAACAUGAGACACGCUCAAUUCUUAGCACGCACUGUGUUUGUGCACAACAAUAACGUGGAGGAAGCAUGCCGAAUUCUAAACCGCAUACUCGGCAAGGAAGAAAUCUUCGAUCAGUUUCGCCGCACGCGUUUCUACGAGAAGCCUUACCAGGUGCGUCGUCGUAUUAAUUUUGAAAAGUGCAAAGCCAUCUACAAUGAGGACAUGAAUCGCAAAAUUCAAUUUGUGCUGAGAAAGAAUCGUGUAGAUCCAUUUCCAGGCUGCAAUUAAUGAAAAUGCUUUAUU